AUGGCUUCCGCUUUCUCCUACAACAUUAUAAAAUCAACAUUAUUUGUAUUUUUAUCAUACAUUGAUCCUAUGUCCAUGCUCACACUAACAUCACGUCUUUUCUUCAAAACUACAAUGGAGAUUGACAACAAAAUCAGCAAUGUUGGGUUUCUAAGCCAUAUGACUGCUGAUUCUCUGUUAGUGUGCGCGAUGAGGUGUUACGACAACUGCAAGUGCGUUGGAUACAACAAGGAAAAGAACCAGUGUCGUCUGCAUUCCCAGAUCCAUUGCUUUGACAAUUUCACUGCAGACAUUACUGAAGAAAGAUGGGAAUAUUUUUGUGAAAGAGGUUGUUGUGCUGGAACAUCAACUAUCCACUUCUUGGAUGCGUACGUUCCAUCAGAUACAAAUUUGUAUAUCGCGAAUACAACCGAAAGUCGUGUCGGGGAAACCACAAAUUAUACUUGUCCACCUAAGACAGUAAGUGUGGGUCGGAAUCAAAUAACAUGUUUGGAAACCGGAAAAUGGUCAACCGCAAUGUGUGAAGAGUGCACAGAGGCCGAUGACCCAAAACAAAUCAAUUAUAGAGGUAAAAAGAACGUGACUACAACUAAGAAAACUUGCCAGCGCUGGGACGCCAGAACUCCCCAUAUUCCUAAUAAUUAUAACUUUCCUGGUAAUGAUGAGAACUACUGUAGGAACCCUGAUGAUCAUUCCGGAUCUUGGUGCUACACCACUGACCCUAACACGAGAUGGGAGGACUGUGAUGUACCAAGAUGUUAAAUACCUAGAAGACUUUUUCAACCCUAAAAGUACCCUUUGUAAAACUUUUAUGGUUUAUUU
Messenger RNA from Saccostrea cuccullata (small rock oyster), 822 nucleotides. Its product is annotated as hepatocyte growth factor-like. The record is from RefSeq and is a predicted model, not a curated record. NCBI's taxonomy places the organism in Eukaryota, Metazoa, Mollusca, Bivalvia, Ostreida, Ostreidae. The transcript has 4 exons. Gene Ontology annotation, molecular function: signaling receptor binding; endopeptidase activity. The coding region runs from base 1 to 762 and encodes 253 amino acids.